Molecule: messenger RNA, 4153 nt
Organism: Osmia lignaria (orchard mason bee)
Lineage: Eukaryota; Metazoa; Arthropoda; Insecta; Hymenoptera; Megachilidae
Source: RefSeq, a predicted model, not a curated record
AUUGAUUAACGCGUUAAGCGAAGAAAGGGAGAGAAACAACUUAAACUAUAUUCACCAUAUUCACAAGCGCGCGCACACACACACAGUAGCUGUUGCAUUAAGAAACACAAAGAACCAUCAUGGAUCCAUAUUCACUCAGCGUUGAACGCGAGGCUUCGAAGAAUAUUGAGGAAAAUGAAAGAGAAUGCUUCAAAGAUGCGAUCGUGUCGAGUAGAAGUCUCAACAAAGGUUUCGUGGAACCUACGAAAAUUAGAAAUGCUUUACCCGAGAUCUCAUCGUGUAUCAUAGUCGCGUCAUUCCAUAUAUCAGUCGGAUUGGCCAUGGCGUAUUCAGCGAUUCUGAUUCCUCACCUUGAAGCCGAGGAUGCGGAACUGCACGCUACUAAAGAACAAACUUCCUGGAUCGCUAGCGUGGUGGUAAUUUCUCCUCCGCUGGGCGCUGUACUCGGUGGUUUUCUCAUGGAGACUGUAGGAAGAUUGAGAACUCUUCAAUUAGGUUCUAUCCCUUUUAUCGCUGGCUGGAUUCUUAUAGCACUUUCCACGAAUAUCCCUAUGCUCUUAACUGGUAGACUGCUAGCUGGUCUAGCAACAGCACUAGCUACCUCGCCAGCGAUCGUCUACAUCACCGAAGUUGCAAGACCGGAACUGAGAGGAUCCAUGAUAUCUUUUGGCCCGACUCUCGCCUCAUUUGGCAUGGUUCUUUCGUAUUUGAAGGGUGCGUACAUUCACUGGAGACUGGUAGCCUGGCUGAGUAUCGUAUAUGCCGUAGUGCCGAUCGUUUUGGUGCAAAUGUUCGUUCCUGAGUCGCCUGUCUGGCUGGUUUCAAAAGGACGACUGGAGGAAGCGAAGAAAGCCUUGGAUUGGCUGUACAAGUGCGAAUCUAAGCAGGGGAAAGUAUCCGCAGCCGAAGCACAGUACAUAACUAUCGUGAAAGAGAACGAGAUCAAAUUGAGCGAGCAAAGGAAAAGCAAACACGGUGGUGUAUCCACAAAAUUGAGAGGAUUCUUGAAGCCUACAGGAUGGAAACCUAUCACGAUACUCUUCCUACUUUUUUCGUUUCAACAAUUUUCGGGCAUCUACAUAACCCUCUUCUACGCCGUUACUUGGUUCCAAGAAGUGGGCUCGGGUGUAGACGAAUACGUAGCCUCGAUUCUAGUCGGUGUAACUCGAUUUCUCUGCUCGAUGGUAAACACAUGGCUGUUGAGACGAUACAAAAGGAGAGCCCUCUGUAUAAUCUCUUCGUUGGGUAUGGCGCUUUGUAUGACCGUUUCCGGUUACUUCACCUAUCAAAUUAAAUCAGGCGAUCGCUCCGGAUACUGGGUUCCAGUUGUUUGUCUGCUGCUUUACGUUUGCACAUCUAUGGUCGGUAUGCUAACCAUUCCUUGGACCAUGACCGCUGAAUUGUUCCCUACCGAGAUACGGGGCAUCGCUCAUUCCAUCAGUUACUCCAUUGCCAACUUGUUGAUGUUCUCGGCUCUACAAAGUUACAGAAGUCUACAAAGCUUCCUCGGUGGAUCGUACGCCGUCCAAUGGUUCUUCGCCUCCGUCUCGAUAGGAGCUGUUGUUUUCGUCUGGCUGUUACUUCCAGAAACUCACGGCAAAAAGCUUUCAGAGAUCGAGGAAUACUUCCAGAAUCAUUUCUUAGCGGUUGGAGCCGAAUCGAAAACCCGGAAACGACAGGCGCAAAGGCGGCGACAACGAACCGAGAAAUCGUCCGCCACGGAGCCACUAAAUCCAAGAAUCGUACAGAAAGUGUAAAACCUCUUUUCUAUUCUCUACGGCUGGAAUCGCGACGAACAAAGACAGUUCCUAACUUCCGAAAAUGUUAUUCAACUGUACGUAUUACGUACCUUCCAUUCGAUGCACGACAGAUGCACCGAGAUAAUAUAUUUAGUUCAAGUCUAUCUUCUUAUCCAUUAAACCGCGAAGAAAAGAUUUCUUUUAUACGAACGGUAUAUACCUUAAAGUUAUUUAAUAUCUAAUCGUGAGUGUUGUCGAUAGUCUAUCGAAAGUUUAUCGUAAGUAACGUAAGUAACGUAACUAACAGUGUUACGAAACAGUGAUCCAUCAUUUUCUAUACAAACUUCACCCAUAUGUGAAUUUUCGCGAGCAGAAGAUCAGUGUAGUGUUUCUUAAAAAGUCAAAGUAAUAAGAAGGGAGAUCGAUAAGGGGAAUUCGUGUAAGGCAGGCCUACAUAGUUAAGGGGGCAACAGUAACGGGCAGAACAAACCUUCUUACUACUUAAUCCUAUUUUCUUUCCUUCGUUAAAAUUUGUAAAAACAUUCUUCCAUGUUAAAAUCGAAUUCUCGUCACAUGGCUGUUGCCCUUAACAAAAUAGAUAAGUGCCCGUGGAGUUGGACAGAAAAUUAGAUUAAGCCUGAUUUAAUAUAAACACUUACGAUUAGAAAGAAGAAGAGCAACAAAGAUAUCUAUGAACGCAACACUACUCUUUAAAAAGUUUAUCAAAAUGCAACAAAAAUCUAUUUGAUACAUUUCGAUGAAUAAUGUACAAUGAGAUGUCCACAGUUUACCUAUUGUUAUGUAUUUCAUAACUAAUUUACUUUUAAUUCGAGUUAAAAAAAAAGAAAACAGCCCUGAAUGAAAAAUAUUUGCGCGUACAAAAUUGCACGUGUGCGAAUGUGAGUGCGAAAGUGUGCGUGUAGAAAAAAAAUCGAUAGUACGCAUAAUAUGCGAUUACUAACGUAACGUUGCGAAGAUAAAGAAAAGAAAAGAAAAGGAAGCAAGUUUCUACCAAAAACUAUAACAAACGAUUCUACACACUAGAUACAAAACAGUAUUAUACGUUGAUCUGAUACCGCCUUCUGUAAAAAUAAUUACGGAUGGCUGUAGAGGAAGACGAUAAAGAUUCUUCGUUCGGGAACACAAAUCUUUCUUUACCACGCGCUAACGUGUUUCCCAAAACGUUGUAGAUCGUUUUAGAAACAGUAUCUGUUUCUAAGAUUUGCCGUUUUCGAACAGGCAUAGCAUUCCUUUUGGAAAUCAACUUAACUUUACUGUGAUUUAAACACAAAUAUUUUCAAAGCAAAAUUGCACGAGACGAAAGAGCAAAUAGUAUGUAUUUUCAACAACAACAACCACCAACUGCCCCUUCAGAUUUUUAAUAUUUACGAUAAAAAUCUGAAGGGAAUAUUUGGAUAAUUAUUAUUAUUUUCUUUGUUAAUUAUUCAUUCUGUUUUCUUUGCUGAGCAUACGAUUCAAACGAAUAUACAAACGAUAUUAAAGCGCAGGCGCUACCCCGAUGCUACUCGAACGCCAUGUAUUCGUUUAACUUACGGACUCGCUACUUAAAACAGAUACUUAAACGUUGCAAUCACCAUCUUUUAUACACAAUCAUUUCAUUACGUUCAAAAAGAAUCAAUUAUAGCUAUACCUUUCUUUUAGUUUGCAAUAUCACUUCAUACCGCGAUUCGUCUUCUCAUAUCUCACUUUUAUAAACUAUUUACACAUAGCCAAGUUACCGGUCAAACGCACAAAAUACUUUUUACCAGUUCAUUAACCGCCACCAGGUCGCGGAUCUUUUGCCGCUGACUAAUCAAAAAUACUUCUAAUAAGAUGUGAUUAUUGACCAGAUAAUGGACCAGACUAAACGUCCAUCUGUAUCGUUAAGUUUUCGGCCGACAUUCGAUUUUUAUCGAAAGUCAGCUUGUCCGUAAAAUCGUUGCGUUGGAAAACGUUAACUUAUAGAAACAUAACCAAUCUCUCGAUGAUCGUUAUUAUAGCAAUCGAAAGGGAAUGAGCUUAAGAUUAAAAUUAAUUACUUAUGUACAAUUAGUAAGAGAGAAUAUAUAUGUAUGUACGUAUAUUAUGAACUACAUUUCGUUUCGUUCGAGAUCGUUGAAAAGAUAUUGUACGUUAUAUGUAUAUGCAUCGAGAUUAUUGGUUCGGCAAGUGCCUUUCGUUUUUGUCGACUGCUUGAUGAUAUUUUACAAAAAUGAGUGUGCGUGAAUAUGCGAGCAGAGUAGAGUCUAUAUAAAACAUAUAUACUUUGUAUCGUGCUAUACAACUUGCUUGUAUUCCGUAAACAUACAUCUGUAUGUAUACAGAAAUAUACGCCUACGCUUGUAUGCGUACACGUACUACUGUCAAAUUUCAUAAAAUGUUUCUAAUAAAAUUGUAUUUUUGGAAACCACAAA